AUCGUCCGGUACAAAAUGAUGACAUCAUACUACGUAACUGUGCAUACAUGGCGUCGAAAUAAGAGGAAGAAGUACAUUUAUAUAGCAGGCCAAAGUACAGCAGUAACUGAUGUACUCACUAUUAUUUGUACGCGGCAUACAUUAGACUAUAAACAUCUUAAAGCUGGACUCAUUUUACCAUCGCUUAUUCCCCUCACCCCGGAAGAAAAAUGAACAAAACGUAGAUCAAACAGGAGCUGAGGCCGGACAAACCAUCACGGAAGUAUCCUAUCUUCGUACUGUAAUUGAGUUUUCGGUCACAGCCUCGCUAGAAAUAUAACACCAACGAUAUGGGUGUCGGUGAGCGAAGAGGAGGACGUCGAGCUGGAGGUCGUCGACGUGCAAAUCAUCGUCGUAAUCACCGCAAUAAUCGACAUAACCGUCGCCGUCGACGUCAUCAUGGCGGUGGUGCCAUCUUCGCGGUUCGAUGGGGGAAUCGAACUGGUACUGCUGGCACGAGUGGGGAAACUGGAGCGGCCGUCACUCCGAGGUCCUAUCCCCUCCUGGUGAUAUUUUCCGUGAUCGCCUUUGUCGGCAUCUGCAUGGGCAUGACGAUGUUGACUGUUGGAGGAUGGAAUGAUUCUUCCGUCGGCAUUGCCGGUAUCGUCAUCCUCAGCAUUAGCUCCUUGAUCGCUGUAAUUGUCGGCGUUAUGCGAUGUCACUUGAUGAAGAAAUAUCAGACUUCAGACGCCCAAGAGCAUGCAGGAGAGUUGGAAGCUGGGACAGUGAACCCUAAUAUGAUAGCCUCCAAUGAGACUUUGGAAGGAGAAGGCGCCACAGUUUCACAAGCUAAUGAGACGACAUCGUAUAUCGUCCAAACAGGUGCGCCGCCGUCUGUAGGAGUUGCCAUGGGAACGCAGCCCGGGUAUCCAUUAGGCCCCGCCCAGCCUUAUCCACCAUAUGCAACUAACUACCUAGGGGCAACUUUAUAUCCUCCCGACCCCAGCGGACCUCCUCAGUACCCACCCGCUACCAACUCACAGCUACACCUAUACCUUACCCCCAACCGGGAGCGCUUCCAGUGA
Messenger RNA from Strongylocentrotus purpuratus (purple sea urchin), 1064 nucleotides. RefSeq lists its product as uncharacterized. The transcript has 3 exons. The record is from RefSeq and is a predicted model, not a curated record. Lineage: Eukaryota; Metazoa; Echinodermata; Echinoidea; Camarodonta; Strongylocentrotidae. Bases 330 to 1064 code for a protein of 244 amino acids.